Trachemys scripta elegans is the source of this 1373-nucleotide messenger RNA. RefSeq names its product family with sequence similarity 169 member B (gene FAM169B). NCBI's taxonomy places the organism in Eukaryota, Metazoa, Chordata, Testudines, Emydidae. Bases 50 to 1219 code for a protein of 389 amino acids. The record is from RefSeq and is a predicted model, not a curated record. The transcript is spliced from 9 exons.
CGGGCAAUAGGGCCCCGCAGGGGGCGGGGGAGGCCGCUCGGAGGAAGUGAUGGAAGCUGAGGAAACAGGAAGAGCCGCGGCCGGACACCUUUAUCCAGUAGAUAUUUUAGCAGGUAAUCCUGAGGUUAUCCAAGAAGCAGCUGAGGCCUACUAUGAAAAACUUUUGCAGCAAGCUUCAUCAUCUCCUGAGUUUUUUUCCAUUCCUGGCGGAGAGAAGGUUAAACUUGAAGAUUCCUGUGUGUGUUUCCUUCCUGUGUACCGAGAAGACCCAAAAUUUAAAAUUUUGGUGUUAAUAGAUCCACAGGCUAAAAAAAGAGUUUUGGCAAUUUACCUUAACCAGUCCUGGUGGCCCAUUGAAGAUAUAGUGAAGACUGCUGAUUCCUCUAGAGAAGGUCUUAUACAGGUCCAAACAUCUGGAGAAAGGAUCGUCCUCUUUGUUCUCAACUCCAUUAUUUUUGGAAUGUUAGAAAGGAGUUCAGCUAAUGAUACAUUCUUUGUAUCUCAUUCCGCCAAGGAGUCUGCCAAAAUAUUCUGGAGGAAUGGAGAUGCUGUUGCCUUUUACACAGUCAAAAUGAAAGGAAGCCUGUGUGAUGUUAACACCAGUCAAUGUUACCUGCUCCCAGUUCUGGAUACUGUAUUUGUCCGGAGAAAGUACAGAAGGUGUGGCCUAGGGAUGAAAAUUCUGCAUGAUUUCUGUCAAUCUUUUGUGACUGAAGAUGCCUUGGGGAUCAGCUGCCCUAUUUCUGCUGACAUGUACCAAGUUUGCCAGAAAUUCUUGCAGACCUAUCCAGAGGAGCAGGAUCGACUGUGGGAGGUGGAAGCACCAGGGGACUGGAGCCAGCGUGUUAAUAUCUGGUUAAAGAUUCAGCUGGAACCUGCCCUUUCAGAAAAAAACACAGUUCGUCAGACUGCUUCAGAGGGGGAAGGAGGCUGUCAUGUAGAGAGAGCUCAGGAUGAUGAACCCAGAUGCUUAGAUGCAGGCCAGAUGAAUGAGGGAGGCGAAUGCAUUCCCAAUAUUAGGAAAGUGCCACAAGAAGCCAGAGACGACAAAGAUAACACAGCAGGAGAAGCAAGGACAUUACACCUGCAAGUUCCCAAGGAGGAGGACUUUAGUCAAGGUACAGCUGAUACACAGCGAAGUAAGGGAUCGAGGAAAAGAGCAAGCACGAUGGGCCUGCUUGAAGACAAGACGACUAAGCAUCUCCGAAUGAUGCCUUAAUUGCCUCACUCAAGGAGCAAAUCCACUGUGCAGUCCUAAAAGGCUAAAAUAAUCAGAAUCUCUAACCACACUGAGAUUUCUCCAGAUUAGUUACAAGGGUUUUGCAAGGUAAAUAUUCUGAAUCUUUACCAAAUAAAAAUAAACUAUUGUUCUU